Diprion similis is the source of this 2486-nucleotide messenger RNA. RefSeq names its product G-protein coupled receptor 52 (gene DopEcR). The record is from RefSeq and is a predicted model, not a curated record. Bases 648 to 1589 code for a protein of 313 amino acids. Lineage: Eukaryota; Metazoa; Arthropoda; Insecta; Hymenoptera; Diprionidae. Gene Ontology annotation, biological process: G protein-coupled receptor signaling pathway. Gene Ontology annotation, molecular function: G protein-coupled receptor activity; peptide binding. The transcript is spliced from 5 exons. Gene Ontology annotation, cellular component: membrane.
ACGCAAAGUCGACAGUAGUCACCCCCAGGUUGAUCGCGUAGGUGGUUAUUUGGGGUGGAUUUGAUCCCCGCCAGGGGAAGUUGUUCGUCGUCUGAAUUCCGACCUCAGCUUAAAAACCCGGCGCGAACCUGACUCGGUACCGCAGCUGCGUCCUGCAGAGUUUGUUUUGUGAUAAGUGAAGGGCUGAGUGGAAGUAAAAGGGGCGCCGAAGAUGCGAUCGAAAAGGUACGCGGCCUCGAACUUCACAGGAUAAAUUUCGAAGCACCAGAUCGAUCCUGGACGAGUUUCAACCACCGGCAAUGGGGUUCGCGUGAUUCACGGCUUGGAGAACAAUUCCACGGGCGAUUCAGUGCACUUGAGGAGGGGAAUCGAGUGUCGAAGAGUCGAGGAAACGCCAGAGAGAAGAAAAGUGAAUUCGGAGACAAGCCAUCCGAGUCAAAUAAGCCACGUAAGAAAGAAAGAGCGUGACAUCUGUGCCAAAAGCUUUAGGGCUGGGAGGAGGAGGAGGCAGGAGUUGCGUGAGGUUGUGUACCGAGGUGAAGUAGUGGACGGAAGUGGUUGGGACGGAGUGAAGUGCAAAGAAGGGUGAAAGGGGGGACCAGGCACCUCAGGGUGGGUGGGGGGAUGCGGCGCGUAGGGGGGGCGGCAUGGAGGAGCCCUCGCUGGAGGCUCUCAUGCAGGCGGGCCUCAUCUUCGUGGUCGGCGUCGCCAUCAUACUUUCGAAUCUGCUCAUCAUCGCCACCUACCUCAACUUCCGCGGCCCCAGCGAGGUGAUAAACUACUACUUGCUGUCAUUGGCCUCAGCCGAUCUACUCUGCGGAUUGCUAGUUGUUCCGCUCUCCGUUUACCCAGCGUUAGUGCGGCGAUGGGUCUACAGCGACAUCGUGUGCCGGCUAAUCGGCUACCUGGAGGUCACGCUCUGGGCAGUCUCGGUCUACACCUUCAUGUGGAUUUCCGUCGACCGAUACCUCGCCAUCAGGAAACCACUCAGAUACGAGACGGUGCAGACGAAGACGAGGUGCCAAUGCUGGAUGGCGUUCACUUGGAUCAGCGCUGCAAUGAUGUGCUGUCCACCUCUCCUCGGCUUCAACAAGGCGAUCUUCGAUCACGAAGCCUUCAUAUGCAUGCUCGACUGGGGAAACAUGGCCGCGUACACCGUGACUCUGUCCAUCCUGGUCCUGGGCCCAUCGGUGAUCACAAUCGUCUACACCUACUACUACAUAUUCUCAAUGAUGAGGAAACUGAGAUCCGGCGUGCCUAUCCACGACAAGGAGUACGCUACAGCGCUGUCCGAAAACCUGAGCAAUCCUAGUCACAUCAUGUCCUUCGUCCUGGUGAUGACGUUCUGGGCCUCCUGGGCGCCGUACGCUGGUCUCAAACUCUACGCGGUCGUUAAUGGACCACCGCAGGUACCAUUCCUGAACUUCGCUGUCGUGUGGUUCGGGCUUACCAACAGCUUCUGGAAAGCCGUUGUCCUCGGGACCCUGAGUCCCCAGUUUCGACUCGCCGCCCGGGUCCUCUGUCUGACUCUGUGCUGCCGACACCGAAGACUUCCUCCGGAACUCCUGGGUCUGGACGACGACGACUAAAAAGAGUACCAAUAUACCAAUAUGCAGCUAAGGUCGAGCGAGUGUCAGUGCGUUCUACACGCGCCGCAUUCCUAGAGCAUCGCAUUACACAUUUUCUAUCUCGUGUUAUACUGGGAGUUGAUCCUACAGUUUUUCCUCGCGUGUUGAAGGAGCAUGAUAAUGACUCAAUUUCGCGGUUCAGUUCACUUGUUGCGAGGUAUAAUCCGGGAGAUUUUCUUAGACCGUUGGAACUUCGAAUAUCCAGAUCCAGCAUUGUGUCGAUUCAUUGUUACCUUUCGUUUCGACGGAUGAACGUAUACUUCGGACAGGUAUUGUUCACUUGGAGAUAAUUGAAGAAGCUUUGUUCUGCAAGUCUUUCAAUCUAUCUGAGAAAAGCACGCGCUUUAUCGAACAAAACCAAACGUGAAAUAUGUGCUGGGCAUUCCAGGUCAAUUACGUUCGUUGUUAAUACUCGUUUCGACCAUUAUUUAAUAAAAAUAUAUACACCGAAGGUGGAAUAGUUUUUACGGGAGUUUGAAGUCUUCAUUUCCAAACUCUUAAGGUGAUUAACUUUUUCUCAAGAUGUUCGGUUCGAUUAAUUUCCACUCUUAAGUAUUCGUAGCUGUAAUAAUUAUUGUUAAAUAUCAUAACCAAAAAAAAUUUAGAACGAAAUAAAAGUAAAUAAAUUCCAACGUAGAUAUAUUUUUCAUUUUACCGUUUUAACAAACUUUGCCUUUCCAAAAGUCGACAGUUUCAAUUUUCUCAAAUAUCUCUUACGUAAUACAUGAGAAAUUUUUUUUUCACACCGUAUGUCCGGAUAAUAACAUUUCCAUCUCCGAUUUAGAUUAAUGCAACCUACAAUUAGCUUUAACAGUUGUAAAUAUUUGAAAAUAAAAGAAAAUGCAAUAUUCAGUUAAA